AUGUCACCAAAAACAGCCAAAACUUGGCGGAGUCGAAUAAAACGAGAUGGGCUUCUGGAGCGACGCUGGAGAGGCUUCGAGAAGAGUUCUGGACGAGGAAAGUUCGAAACCAAGCUCAACCGAGAUAUUAAGGAGAUGGCAAGGAAAGUGAAAGGUGGCGCGGAUGGCAUUGAAGAAUUGAAGAAAUUGCUUGAAGAGGCAAAUGAUUCUCGCAACCGAAAUUUUGAGGAGAUGGAAAGGAAAGUGAAAGAUUGUUUGAAAUGUGUCUGGAGGGAAAAAGUCAUUGAAGAUGGAGCAGAGAAGUUUUUUGCUGAGUCGAAGUGUAGGGAGCCAAAGGAUGCCAUCAAGUUCUUUGGAAAAACCGCUGCCUCCGCGAUACCACGUGUGGCUAAUUUAUUUAUGUCACCAAAAACAGCCAAAAUUUUGUCAAAGGUUGGAAAAGUUGCUGGUUUCGUUGGCCCUCUGAUUUCAUUUGGAAAGAAUUUUUGUGCCAAUAUGGAGGAGUUUAAAGAUGAUGGUGCCGUAUGUAGUGUCGGAAAGGCGGGCACUAAUGCUGCUUGCCAAACUGGAGGAGCAAUAGCAGGUGGAUGGAUUGGAGGAGUUCUCGGUUCUGCCGUGCCUGUUGUCGGAAACGCGAUCGGUGCAGCUGCAAUGACCGUUUUUACGAAAGGUGACGGCGGCGAGGAGAAGAGCGAAAAAAAGUUGCCACAGGUGGUCAUCUCGCCGUCUCCACUCGCGCCCACCCCGUCGCCGACUCCGCCAGAGGACGAUGCAGUCGGGAAAAAGAAGCGAUCCUCAUCAUUUGGCCCCCUUUCGAUUAUUCGACUUUCCCCCUCGCCAUUCGCUCGCACCCCGUCCCCAUCACCGCCCGAAUACGAAGAUCAUUGGCAUAGAUUGUACCGUAUCCGAGCAUGGCUUGUCUUUUUUGCUUUGACGAUCUUCACAUUCUCCUUUGUCGCCGGAUACUUUUUUCACAAAACAGUGACCCCGAAAACCCUACCGUACACCGCGUACACCCAGACGGCCUUCAGCGACAACGGGCACGCCGAGGAACUUCGGCAAAAUGUCGAGGUUGAUCCAGCCAAUGACUACGAAAAGAUGAACGUGCAACAAUUCGGGAGCAAUAGACCCGCUGUGUUCAUUCACGAUUUCAAAAAGAACAUGACAGCAAUUGUGGAUGUGCUUGGGCGACGGUGUUUCUUGCGGGAUUUAGAUCGAUCAACGAUGUUAUCGCCCAGAGAGCUCAUUUCUCGGAUCAGGAGAAUGAAGUCCGAGUCGUCGAAAGAAAUGCGCCCAGUGGUGCGCGAGACAUUCCGCGUCGGUCCACCCAUCGCUCACCAGGAUCUCAUCGAUUUGAACUCACAGAUGGUGAAUCGGCAUUGUCUCUUCCGACCCGUUUUCAUGCUGCACAAAAUCUCACAAACCGAGCAAGACGUGAUGAAACGACAGAAAAGGGAGUCGCCGGCCGAGCCCCGCGAAGAGGAUUUGACAUUUGCGGUGAUGGGCGGAGAGCGAGUCGAAGUCGAUCACAUUAUGUUC
Messenger RNA from Mesorhabditis belari, 1539 nucleotides. NCBI's taxonomy places the organism in Eukaryota, Metazoa, Nematoda, Chromadorea, Rhabditida, Rhabditidae. The record is from the annotation of a GenBank genome assembly.